Molecule: messenger RNA, 1170 nt
Organism: Rubroshorea leprosula
Lineage: Eukaryota; Viridiplantae; Streptophyta; Magnoliopsida; Malvales; Dipterocarpaceae
Source: the annotation of a GenBank genome assembly
UCUCGACCAAAACCCUAAACCCAAUACGAAGAGGCAACAAUGGAGGACGCUUGUAAUGACCAAAAAACACUCGAAACUCCUCUCGAUUGCAGCCCCAAACGAAACCAGCCUCUCUCCAAGAAUGCUCAAAAGAAGAUCCUAAAGCAACAAAAGUUCGAGGCCAAGAAGGCUGAGAAAAAGGCACUCAUCAAGGAACAGAAACAGAGACAGGCGGAGAGGAAGCGGAAAGAAUGGGAGGAAAAACUGGCGAGCCUGAGCGAAGAGGAGAAGCAAAAGCUGAUAGAGUCGAGAAAAGAAAUGAGAAAGGAGAGAAUGGAGAAGAGGUCGGAGGAGAGGGAGAGGAAGAUCGAGAAACUAACAAAAGCCAAAGAAAAUGGCCAAAAUAUCGUUAUUGAUCUUGAAUUCGCUCAUCUCAUGACUGAAAGUGAGAUCCAUAGCCUCGUUCAACAGAUUAUGUAUUGUUAUGCAGUUAAUGGGAGAUCUGCUUCUCCUGCUCACCUCUGGUUGACUGGAUGCCAAGGGGAUAUGGGAAGUCAAUUGCGAAGGCUUCCAGGAUUUGACAAGUGGAUUAUUGAGAAGGAAGACAGAUCUUACAUAGAAGCAUUGCAGGAUCAGAAGGAAAAUCUGGUCUAUCUUACAGCAGAUUCCGAAACUGUGCUGGAUGAGCUUGAUCCUAAGAAAAUUUAUAUUGUUGGUGGAUUAGUGGAUCGUAAUAGAUGGAAAGGGUUAACCAUGAAGAAAGCAGAAGAGCAGGGAAUCCAAACGGCAAAGCUCCCAAUAGGAAAUUACAUGAAGAUGUCAAGUUCUCAGGUCCUGACUGUGAACCAAGUGAUAGAGAUACUCCUCAGUUUCUCUGAGACUAAGGAUUGGAAGACUUCUUUCUUUCAAGUUAUUCCUCAGAGAAAAAGAUCUGAAGCUGAUUCAGAAGAAUAUCGAGCAGAGGACAGGGAAGUGAAUGAGGAGAAGAACGGUGAAUCUGAGAGGAAGAAGAAGUGCAUCGAAGUUCCUUCUGGUAACUAGUUUUGGCUUAAUACUGUCUUGCUUUGAUCUUUACCUAUGUUCCAUAACAUAGACUGCUUCCAGAAGAAAAAACAAUACAUAAAUUGAUUCUUCAGUUGAAGUUUUUGCAAUGUCUAUGUUCUUUUGAUGGUUCACGCAUGCUAGACCUUU